GCUUGUUUCCUUCCAGACCUAUUUUCUGGUUACACUGUAUCAUAUUCAAUAACUUUAGAGCUGUGCCUGUUGUCUCAUCAUGCACUGUUGUUUAUUACGAUCUUUCAACAUAAAUGGGAAUAAACUCAAUCAUCAUCUCGCCAGAGCGUCAUUCUCUCAAAAUCCACAGUCAUGGCAUCCAUCAGCAAAGUUUGCCAGCAGCUCUGCACACCCCUGCACACAUACAGGUGGCUGGUGGCGACCCAUCACACAGCUGCCAUCAUCAUCAUCAAAGCGCUGUAUGAGCUCUAGGAGACGCCUGCCAAGUGCAUUUCCAGUUCUAGAUGGAGCAUUUCUUCCUGCUGUCAGACACGUGUAUGAAGCCAAUCUAAGGAACAGCCUCGUCUGUCAGCAGAAAUACUUCGAGCACAAGGAGAAGGUGAUGAAGGGUGGUGGUGAAAACGCUAUAGCGCGGCACACACAGAGGAAUCAAAAGGUUCUGGUACGAGAACGACUACGCAUGUUGCUGGAUGAUGAAGAUUAUCUAGAGCUCUCGCCUUUUGCUGGACUCGGCCUGCCUUAUGGAGACAUACCAUCAGCUGGAUGUCUUACAGGAAUUGGUAAAAUUAAUGGACUUUGGUGCAUGUUCAGCGCGAAUGACGCCACGGUGAAAGGUGGUACAGCGUAUCCCAUCACUGUCAAAAAACAGCUCCGGGCACAAAUUGUGGCUAUGCAGAAUCGCUUGCCUUUCGUUUACUUGGUGGACAGUGGUGGAGCAUUUUUACCUCUUCAGUCAGAGAUCUUUCCUGAUAAAAACCAUGGAGGACGCACCUUUUACAAUGAAGCAAUUAUGUCUGCGAUGAAGAUUCCUCAGGUGGCAGUGGUGUGUGGGUCGUGUACAGCUGGUGGCGCUUAUGUACCCACUAUGUCUGAGGAGGCGGUGAUCGUACACAGGAUAGGAACUAUAUUUUUGGGAGGUCCACCGCUGGUCAAGGCUGCCACCGGGGAGGAGGUUUCUCCAGAGGACCUAGGAGGAGCCAGACUGCAUUCAGAAGUGAGUGGCUGUGUAGACCAUUUUGCGGCAGUAGAGUCAGAGGCGUAUGAAUACACCAGAAACAUCAUCUCCACCCUCAACUAUGAGCUCCCAGAAGAGGACAGCGUUCAGGUCGAGGAGCCUCUGUAUAGCACAGAGGAGCUCAUGGGUCUUGCACCGCGGAGUUACAAUUACAGCUUGGACAUCAGACUGAUUGUGAGUCGACUGACUGAUGGAAGUCGAUUUCAGGAGUUCAAGGCCCGUUAUGGGACCACCCUCCUCACUGGGUUCGCCAGAAUUGAUGGACAUCAAAUUGGAAUUGUGGCAAAUAACGGAGAGCUGACAUACGAAGCUUCCCUGAAAGGCAGCCAUUUUGUUCAGCUGUGCGACCAGAGAGACAUUCCUCUCAUCUUCCUGCAAAACACGGCCCCAGAACCUGCACACACAACCUCCCAAACCAAGGCUGAGUCCAACACUAACAGACUGAAGGCUCAGGGGUCUAUGAUGUCUGCUGUGGCUUGCGCUUCUGUUCCCAAAAUGACUGUGGUUAUUGGAGGAUGCCAUGGAGGUGACAGCUAUGCUAUGUGCGGAAGGGCUUUUGACCCCAAUUUCCUGUUCUUGUGGCCCAAUGCAAGAGUGUCGAUUUUGGCCCCGGGCUACUCUGAGGAAUUUGUGCAAACUGAAGAGGAAAUCACACAGAUCAAUGAGAUGUUGGAGGAAGAAAGUUCAGCCUUCUUUUCCACUGGCAGACUGUGGGAUGAUGGCGUUAUUCUACCUCAAGACACUAGAAAGAUUUUAAGCAAGUGUCUGGAAAUCAUUAAGCAACAAGAGUAUCAACUAUCCAGAGAGAAAGUGAGGUCUCCUCUUCUCAGACUCUAACACUACAUUUGCAGAAGCCUUAAUGGAUGAGCUUGUUUAAGGUGUUUUAUUCAAAUAAUAAACUAAUAACUAAUAGCACAUAUCUUUAUUUUAAUAAAAAAUCUGCUUGUAAUUGCCAACAGUGCCUUAUGAUUGAUACAUAUGGCUGAUGUAAACUAAAUUGUACAUAUAGUGUACUUGUUAAUAAACAAUUGUUCAUAAAUGAAUUAAAAAGUU
This is a messenger RNA of Danio rerio (zebrafish), 2107 nucleotides long. Lineage: Eukaryota; Metazoa; Chordata; Actinopteri; Cypriniformes; Danionidae. The record is from RefSeq and is marked provisional. Gene Ontology annotation, molecular function: methylcrotonoyl-CoA carboxylase activity; ligase activity. Gene Ontology annotation, biological process: L-leucine catabolic process.